This is a messenger RNA of Anopheles moucheti, 1693 nucleotides long. RefSeq names its product activating signal cointegrator 1 complex subunit 1. The record is from RefSeq and is a predicted model, not a curated record. NCBI's taxonomy places the organism in Eukaryota, Metazoa, Arthropoda, Insecta, Diptera, Culicidae. Gene Ontology annotation, molecular function: RNA binding. The coding region runs from base 73 to 1131 and encodes 352 amino acids. The transcript has 3 exons. Gene Ontology annotation, cellular component: nucleus. Gene Ontology annotation, biological process: regulation of DNA-templated transcription; DNA alkylation repair.
UUGUUGCAAUUGCGGAGGAUUUUUAGUUUGCACGAGCUCACUGCAAUCGUGGAAUCAAUCAAAUCGUACCAGAUGGACGUUAUAUCUCCUCAAGUGAUGUGGAUAGGUACACGAUGUUAUCGUGUCAAUCAAACAAAAUCGAUAGCGCACCAAGCCACGAAUUUAAACGAAUCACAAACAUAUGUGGAAGAAGAUACAUAUGGCGAGGACGAUCGAGAAGAGGAAUACGCUAUCGAUGUGACCAGCAAUGGCAAAUAUCAAACUUCUUUCCAUGUUCCCUCUGUAUUCUAUGCGUUGAUCAUUGGUACGAAAGGACAAACCCGUCAAAGAUUGGAAGCCGAAACUAAGGCACAGAUACGGGUGCCCAAACAAGGACUGACGGGUGACAUCGUGAUUACAGGCACUUCGAGAAAAGCGAUAUCCACUGCACGAUCCCGAAUCGAACUGAUCGUAACAGGGGCACGAAACAAACAACAAUUCACCCAUUUUCUUUCAGUGCCACUGAACGUACCGGAGGUGAUCAAGCGGUUCCUCGAUUUUCGACAUAAAGUCGUCAACAAACUGCCCCGCGCCUUCUGCGUUGAUGAGUCUCUUUUUCAACAACCAGAUAAAUUACACAUAACCCUAUGCACGAUGAGCCUGAUGGACAACGAGGAUAGAUCCAAUGCCGCACAAAUACUGCUGGAUUGUCAAGAAUCGAUAAUAAGCCCAAUUUUCAAAGAAAACGGUUCGCUAGAGAUCCGAAUCCGAGGGCUAGAGUACAUGAACGAUGAUCCUCAUAGUGUAGAUGUGCUUUAUGCCAAAAUAGAGUCCCCGGUUUUGCAAACAGCAGCUAAUCAAAUUUACGAAUAUUUCUUAUCAAAGGGUUUGAUGCAGAGGAAGUACGAACAGGUGAAACUACAUACCACGUUAAUCAAUUCAUUGUUCCGGGCAUCUCAGACAGAAGUUGUCAACGAAAAAGAAGCUGAACGGAAGCGUAUCACGUUCGAUGCGAGUGAAAUACUGCGACUGUAUGGAGAGUUUGAUUUUGGUAGCUUGGUGCUGAAUGAAAUUCACCUUUCUCAACGUUUUUCCACUUCCUGCACUGGUUACUACGAAGCAACGGCAGUUAUGAAAUUGAGGAAUGAAUAAUAAUUCUAAUACGUGCAAGUGAUUGCAAUAACUCUGCAAUGGGUUAUGAUCCGAAACCACUUAAAGGUCUCACACUCUUUCCUACCCAACUCCUAUUCCAUCAAUUCCUCGUCGUUGAUAGAAAAAGCAUCUGUCACGUCUUUCCAAGCUUGUGGAGGGGUGGACAGUCGUUGAUAAUUAGUUGUUUACGCAAUAAAUUUAAUAUAUCUAACAACGUAGACUUCAUUCUGUCCGAUAACCCUAUAAGCCAAUCCAACCUGCUUAAAUUCCUUAAAGCUACCGACCUUUACCACCAGAUAUAAAAAAAAGACAAUAACACGAGCCAUCUACAACAAGAGACGAAUGUCGCCGCAAGUCGCAAAGUCUCUAUAAGCAGAAACAACAACAACAACAUAAUUAGUUGUUUCCUACAUUUUAUGUAUCAUUCUUACACCUGUACACCGCAAAUCAAUCGUAGCCACGAAUGAAUAGCAUAUAUGAUAGUAAAUUCAUGGGACCAUGCGAACAAAACCUUAUAAAAGAAAAAGAAGCUAUAUCUAUCCUAUUGCCUUAGAUUCGAUUG